UCCGAUAAACCUUCUUUUAAUAACUCUCCCUCAACUGCUUCUUCUCAUCAAAAAUCUUCUAGAAUUGUUCAAUCACUUUUAUCUUCUGUUUUACAAUUGGCUUCAAGUACGAACUCGACUGUAGAAUUCACAAAACGUGAAUUUGUAAAUUCACAGAUGGUUCAAUCAAAUAAAAAAUCCUUAUUAUCCGAAAUGUUAAAAAAACAAGUUGAUACAAAGGGAAACUCCAUAAUAAAUGCUACGACCACAACUGGCAAUGAAACUCCCAUAAAAAAAGAAAGAGUCCUAAAGUUCGGUAAUUGCCCGUUAGUGGUUCGCGAAAGAUCUUCAACUCAUACAAAUGAUGAUUCUUCUUCAAAACCAAAUUUAUCUGCCGACGAACCUUCGCAAACAACUUCGACAGUAGUGAUGCAUAAACGCACAAAUCUUCUUUCUCCAUUACCUAUAACUACGACCGAAUCCCCAACUUCUUCUCAUUCUACUACAUCACAUUAUUCUACUGCCGUAUCAAUAUUAACACCUACAAACACUACUACUACAAUUCAUUAUUAUAAAUCAAAAUCAUUACCGUAUCCAAGAAAUGGUAUUAUUAUGAAUACACAACCUGUAAAUUUAAGCAAAAAAGGAAUUCCUAUACCAUUAUAUAAUCAUUAUGGCAAUAAGGAUAAAUUAUAUAGACGAAGAUCAUGUCAUCGCCAUAGUCAUCAUGGCGAUGGAAAAAAUCAUGAUAAAAAGUUGGAUUUAGAACGGACAAAAGAUGAUGAUAUAUUAUUUUGGCCAAUGUCAACUUAA
Messenger RNA from Racocetra persica, 792 nucleotides. Lineage: Eukaryota; Fungi; Glomeromycota; Glomeromycetes; Diversisporales; Gigasporaceae. The record is from the annotation of a GenBank genome assembly.